AAAGGCGACGAAGCUAUUGAAUACAGAACCAAACACAAUGGAAGAACGCUUGGAGCGCGCCUUAUACAUUAAUGCAGCCAUUUCGACGGCUUUGAAAUUGAUGCCUUUGGAGGUUGCUUUGCAGUGUCCGAGUGUGAAAUGGGCAAUAAAACAAGCGGAGUGUUAUAUGGAGGGUGGAACGCCUUCUUUGGACACGCUUGCCAUGUCUCUUUCCGCCUAUGUGCGCCUUGGCCCGAAUGCUGCGGCAGCGCGAACCGAUGCCUUAUGGGAGCGAUACACCAGGGUACACGACAGCGAUGAACUGUGUCGCUGUAUUCUACGCGCUCUUUGUUGGGCAGAGGACCCUUGCUAUGUUGAGAACACCGCAAAGAAGUGCAUUUACAAUGAGGGCAUUCGUGCACAAUACGGUGGGGUGAUCUUUGUGGGGGUUGUUUCUAACCCUUCAAUGCCGAAGGGUUACGCCUGGUCGCUGUUCAAGAAGCACUUUCAGGGGGUGGAAAAGCAAUGGGGAAGUGGAACUUUUCGCAUACAAAACAUCGUGGAGAGUGUUGCUCGCUCCCUUACAGGAGAAACCCAGGCGAAGGAGUUUCAUGAAUUUUUUCAAACCCAUCCACUGCCUCAUGCAAGGUUGGCCAUUCAUCGGGCUGUGGAGGACAUUCGACUGCGUACUUGGCUGAGGUCCAAAUGGGGUGUUGGGACACGUCUGAGUUCCAUUUUCUUUCCACACUAA
Trypanosoma cruzi is the source of this 730-nucleotide messenger RNA. RefSeq names its product aminopeptidase, putative. The annotation marks the transcript as partial. Lineage: Eukaryota; Euglenozoa; Kinetoplastea; Trypanosomatida; Trypanosomatidae. The transcript has a single exon. The record is from RefSeq and is a predicted model, not a curated record.